This is a messenger RNA of Salpingoeca rosetta, 1215 nucleotides long. RefSeq lists its product as uncharacterized. Gene Ontology annotation, molecular function: four-way junction DNA binding; ATP-dependent DNA damage sensor activity; ATP binding. Gene Ontology annotation, cellular component: replication fork; Rad51C-XRCC3 complex. Bases 31 to 1038 code for a protein of 335 amino acids. The transcript is spliced from 7 exons. Lineage: Eukaryota; Choanoflagellata; Craspedida; Salpingoecidae. Gene Ontology annotation, biological process: double-strand break repair via synthesis-dependent strand annealing; t-circle formation; resolution of mitotic recombination intermediates. The record is from RefSeq and is a predicted model, not a curated record.
GGCAAGUUAAUUUGUGGUGUCGCCCUCAAGAUGGCGCUGCGGGCACUGCUGGGCGACGACGUGCACCCAGCGACAAAGGCAGCCUUCAGCAAAGCUGGACUGACUGAUCUCACAGAGAUCCUGUGUCGGUCGGUUCCCGAGAUUGUGGCACAGACGGGGCUCAAGGCAUCACAGGUGGCAGAUGUUGUAUGCCGCUUAUCCCUGCACGCUGCACCAAAGCCGUCAACGGCCGCACACCUCCUCACCACCGCCACACACGACCCCAUCAGCUGGGGCGACGCCGGGUUGGACCGUGUCGGCCCCAUCCGCACUGGGCAUCUCAUCGACCUGUGUGGGGAGAGCUCCGCAGGCAAGACACAGCUGGCACUCCAGCUCUGCCUGGCAGUGCAACAACCACCAGAAUGCGGCGGUAUCUCAGCACGUGCCGUGUUCAUCAAUACAGAGGCCAGGUUUCCCAUGUCCAGGUGGCACCAGCUGGCCAAGCACUGUGCACAGCGCUAUCCUUCUCUCGCCAGCAUAGCCGUGAGCGACAACGUCUUCACAAACCGAAUUAACACGGCAGAUGAGUUUUGGAUGUUUGUGCAUGAAGCACUGCCGAGUUUACUGUCUUCAAGUGGCGUGCGGCUGGUGGUGAUUGACUCCAUAGCGGCGCUGUUUCGAGCAGACUUUGCCCUCGACGAGUCUGCGGCACGCGCACAUGUGCUGUUUGAUAUUGGGCGCCAACUUAAACAACUCGCACACGCACACAAGACCGCCAUUGUCUGCAUCAACCAAGUGUCUGCGCACGUGCCUGAGGAAGUUCUCCCGUCGUUUGCACCCUCGCGUGUCAUCCCAGCACUCGGUCUAGCGUGGUCCUCGUGCAUCAACGCCCGCUAUUUUGUGCGACGCAUCACUUCCCGCGAAGCGUCGGUCCAGGCUGCCUGCGACGUUGAGCGACAACUUUCUUGUGCGCUCGCACCACAUCUGCCUGAGGAGCGUGCGUCGUUCUUCGUGGACAACGACGGCUGCCAUUCCAUGGAACAGGCUGGCAUCACAUAGCUGCUGCAGCUUUUGUGUGUGUGUGUGUGUGUGGGUGUGCACAAUCUUGUCCUUGAGUGUAUCAUCACGCAUGUCACAAAUGCCAUCACACAUGGGAAGCUCGUGUUAUUUGAAUUCUUGAACCAUACAUGAAAUCGUGUUGUAUGACGUGACGUAUAUAAACAAGCAGCAAUCCUG